GCCCAGGGCCGACGCCACCGCUCGCCACCGCCGUCGCUUUCGCCUUUCCCCCGCCCCAGCUCGUGCGCUCCCACCACUCCCCUCCACUCCUCCUCCCCCUUCUCCCCACACAGCCACCGAUUUCCACCACAAUCCUCCGCCUCCUCCCCAUCCGCGGCGUGUCCACCUGCCCGCCCUCCGACCGGCGGAAGCCUCCGGGGGUUUCUUGGUCCCUAGCGCCUUGGACGCUUCCCCCCGGGCCGCACCAGCCGCCCGCUUUUAGGUGCCCUCCCGCCACCGCUUUUGCGCUCCUUUUCGGCCGGGAUUGCUGCCGGUUCCUCGCCAAAGAUCGCAUCUCUGGCCUGUCGGAUCAGAUGAGAUGCGGGGGUGGCGGAGCCUGUAGGAGACAUGGCUGAAGCGGUCUCGUCCUCGCCCGGAUCCUCCGCGCCGGCGACGGCGGCCGCGUACGGUUACCCGCGCCGCCUCCAUGGCGCCUUCGUCGCCAGGGACGAGCUCCCGUACUCAUACCCCGCUUCCGCUGCCGCCCCGCCGCCGCCCGCGCCGCUGCCGCAGGCGCAGCAGGGCUCCUCCGGCGGGGGUGGCGGCAAGAUUAGCCCCGCGGUGCUCUUCAUCAUCGUCAUCCUCGCGGUGGUGUUCUUCAUCUCCGGCCUGCUCCACCUCCUCGUGCGCCUGCUCAUGAAGAAGCAGCACCGCCGCCGAGGCGGCUCGGCGGCCGCGGCGGGGCAGGGGCCCGGGGAGGCCGACGCGGCGCUGCAGCGCCAGCUGCAGCAGCUGUUCCACCUCCACGACUCCGGCCUGGACCAGGCCUUCAUCGACGCGCUGCCCGUCUUCUCCUACCGGGAGAUCGUCGUGGGCGGCGGCGGCGGCGACAAGGAGCCCUUCGACUGCGCCGUCUGCCUGUGCGAAUUCGACGCCGAGGACAGGCUCCGGCUGCUGCCGCUCUGCGGGCACGCCUUCCACCUGAACUGCAUCGACACAUGGCUGCUGUCCAACUCGACGUGCCCGCUCUGCCGCGGGGUGCUCUUCGCCCCAGGGCUGACAGCCGAGAAUAACCCGAUGUUCGAUUUCGAUGAGGGCUUGGAGGAAGGGCGGCUGUCGGAGUGCUGCGAGGAUGGUUUCGGAUUGCCCGCGCAGAAGUCCUCGGAGGGGUUGCAGACGCCGGUGGCCGAGAAAAGAGUGUUCCCGGUGAGGCUCGGCAAGUUCAAGAAUGUCGGCACCCAGGGUGCUGUUGAAGGUGGACACGGCGAUUCUGCUGUGCUGAGGAGGGAGGAAGGAGAGAGUAGCAGCAGCAGUUUGGAUGCAAGGAAAUGCUUCUCUAUGGGCACCUACCAGUAUGUUCUUGGGACUUCUGAGCUUCAGGUGGCUCUCCAGCCGGGCCGAACAAGAAAUGGUGCGAUGAGAACAAGACCUCCGGGUCUAAGUUGUGUGAAUGCCGACAUUAUGGAGGGAAAGAAAAUUUGCGCACGGAACAAAGGGGAGAGCUUCUCCAUGUCCAAGAUUUGGCAGUGGUCUAAUCUGAAGGGCAAGUUACCGGCCGGCUCAGAUGAUUGUUCAGAAGCGGGGAGCCUUCCAUGGAUGAAGAGAGGUGGCACCGGGGAUAAAUUGAACAUGUGAUGUGACUCUGUAAUGUGAUACUAGCUAAUAUUUCUCUUCUUAGUACCACUCCAUUAAUUUCUUACCUAUAAUUAUUCUAGUCUAAUUUUCAUAUUCAGAUUUUAAUUGGUAUUGGUUAAUCUCAUGGGGAGAUAAGUUUUUCGUAGUCA
Molecule: messenger RNA, 1763 nt
Organism: Triticum urartu
Lineage: Eukaryota; Viridiplantae; Streptophyta; Magnoliopsida; Poales; Poaceae
Product: RING-H2 finger protein ATL46-like
Molecular function (GO): ubiquitin protein ligase binding
Source: RefSeq, a predicted model, not a curated record